GUUAGAUCAUAAGCCAAUGUUUGUUUGGUACAGUGUAAGUACCAAGAUUGUAAGGCAACUGCAAAGACCUCAACUGCAAUUCUUGCUCAGCACUCUGAUCAAGAUUUGUCAUGAGUGAUUCACAGGCAGUAAGAUGGGGCUUCUGUUGCGCUGGCAAAAUAGCCAACGACUUUUCAAUCGCCAUGGACAAAGUCACCUCAGAGAGUGAAGGAACUCACAGGAAAGUGGCAGUGGCUGCUAGAGAUAAAACUAAGGCAGAAGAGUUUGCGAAGAGACAUGGGUUCGAGAGAGCGUAUGGGAGCUACGCCGAACUGGCUCAGGAUGCGGAAGUAGAGAUUGUGUACGUGUCUUCUCUACACCCUCAACACUUCGAACUGUGCAAACUAUAUUUGGAGGCGAAUAAAAAUGUGCUGUGUGAGAAGCCACUGACAAUGAAGUUGUCUCACACUGAGGAGUUGGUUCGACUAGCCAGAGAGAAGGGACUGUUCUUCAUGGAGGGUUUCUGGUCCAGAUUCUUCCCCGUGUACCAGAGUGUGAAGAAACACGUGUCCAAUGGAGAUAUAGGAACUGUGAAUCAGGUGCAUGCACACUUCCACGUGCCCACUCCAACGGAGAGGAUGGUUAAAGAGCACCUGGGAGGCAGUGCCUGGUUCGACAUCGGAGUAUACUGUUUGAAUCUAGUCGACUUCCUCUACGAAGAAUUUCCCAAUGAGAUCCAAUCAGUGUCUAGUCGCUUAUCGGAGACUGUAGAUAAAGAUUUGGCGGUCAUCCUCAAAUACGAAGGCGGAAGAUCUGCCAGUCUGUCUACCUCCAUCACGUGCCAUAGACCCAACUCAGCUGUGAUCUGUGGCACCCAGGGCUACAUUGAAAUCUCACCCCCUUUCUUCCACUGUGCCACCGAGUAUCUCCUGUUCAAGAAAGGAGACACUCAGCCAACCCUGCAUUCGUUCCCUCUAUCUGAAGAUAGAAUCUCAGAAUAUAUCUAUCCAGCUGGCGAGGGAUUCAAAUAUGAAAUUGAACACGUAAGACACUGUCUAAAGGAGAAGAAAGUAAAAGAGAGCCCAGUUAUUGAUCUGGAAGCCACUCUGAGACUUGCCAGAGUGACGGACGAGAUAGUCAAACAGGUCUUAGCCAAGCCAUUUACGAAAGAUUAGACUGGCGUUACGACCUAGAUUUUAGUCUUCGUAAUUGCGAAAAAGAUCUCAGCUCGAAUUUUAUCGGUGCUACAAUGCCCAAACAACUUCGAAAAUAAAUAACGUGAUGCUAGUUUUGCCGAGCAAAAAUAGUUUUUAUUUAUAAAUGUAGAUCUUAUCAAAAAGAGAAUAUUGAUUCAUACUAACUUAAUGGCAGAUUUCCCCCACCGGUGCAUUUUUUGGUGUUUUACUCUGAUACCUGAAUAUGACGAAUGCCUGCCAAACAUAAAGGACAAGAAUU
Symsagittifera roscoffensis is the source of this 1434-nucleotide messenger RNA. RefSeq names its product trans-1,2-dihydrobenzene-1,2-diol dehydrogenase-like. The coding region runs from base 111 to 1154 and encodes 347 amino acids. The record is from RefSeq and is a predicted model, not a curated record. NCBI's taxonomy places the organism in Eukaryota, Metazoa, Xenacoelomorpha, Acoela, Convolutidae. The transcript is spliced from 7 exons. Gene Ontology annotation, molecular function: nucleotide binding.